Molecule: messenger RNA, 750 nt
Organism: Gavia stellata (red-throated loon)
Lineage: Eukaryota; Metazoa; Chordata; Aves; Gaviiformes; Gaviidae
Gene: EIF4E1B
Product: eukaryotic translation initiation factor 4E family member 1B
Exons: 6
Coding region: 1-750 (249 amino acids)
Biological process (GO): translational initiation
Cellular component (GO): eukaryotic translation initiation factor 4F complex; cytoplasm
Molecular function (GO): translation initiation factor activity; RNA 7-methylguanosine cap binding
Source: RefSeq, a predicted model, not a curated record
AUGGCUACAGGGGAGCAGCGGAGGCAAGAGGAGCGGCGGCGGCGGAGGGCUCAGCAGCAAGAGCUGCUCCUGGCAGAGAGCCUGGGCAAGCAUCCCCUGCAGAACAGGUGGGCACUGUGGUUCUUCAAGAAUGACAAGAGCAAGAUGUGGCAGGCAAACCUGCGCCUUGUCACCAAGUUCAGCACUGUGGAGGACUUCUGGGCGCUGUACAGCCACAUCCAACUUGCCAGCAAGCUCACAUCUGGCUGCGACUACUCCCUCUUCAAGGACGGCAUCGAGCCCAUGUGGGAGGACAGCCGGAACAAGCGUGGCGGGCGCUGGCUCAUCACCCUGGCCAAGCAGCAGCGGCAUACUGAGCUGGACCGUUUCUGGCUGGAGACGGUGAGUGCGGUCCCGCUGUGGCUGGCCUGCAGGGUCCUGGCAGCCGUGUUUCCCCCUGCCACAGCACCGAGCCGCAGCGGGGACUGUCCCGGGCUCCCUUUCUCCUCCUGGCAGCUGCUGUGCCUCAUCGGGGAGAUGUUUGAUGAGUACAGUGACGAGGUGUGCGGGGCCGUCAUCAACAUCCGCGCCAAGGGGGACAAGAUUGCCAUCUGGACCCGGGAAGCUGAGAACCGAGAAGGGGUCACCCACAUUGGGCGAGUCUACAAGGAGCACCUGGGCCUGUCGCAGAAGGUGGCCAUUGGGUACCAGGCCCAUGCGGACACAGCCACCAAGAGCGGCUCCCUCACCAAGACCAAGUUUGUGGUGUGA